Hippocampus zosterae (dwarf seahorse) is the source of this 2088-nucleotide messenger RNA. Its product is annotated as mitochondrial fission factor homolog A-like. Bases 174 to 1031 code for a protein of 285 amino acids. The record is from RefSeq and is a predicted model, not a curated record. Gene Ontology annotation, cellular component: peroxisome; mitochondrial outer membrane. NCBI's taxonomy places the organism in Eukaryota, Metazoa, Chordata, Actinopteri, Syngnathiformes, Syngnathidae. The transcript has 7 exons. Gene Ontology annotation, biological process: positive regulation of mitochondrial fission.
GCAGCGCGUGCUUCGAAAACAAGCACAACCGCACGACCAUUUAAAAAGGGCGUUCGUUUCAGUUGCUUUCUAUUCCGGGUUACGCUUAUACGCUUCUUAGCUUUUCGAAACGAGCCGCUUUACAUUUCGGCCAAUGAGUAUUUAAAACUCCCGCAUCACCUACAAAAGGCUGCAUGAGUGAGCCAUCGUUCACCUCACCUCCUGCCGAGGUGGCGGAGAUGAACCGUAUGCACUAUGAGUUGGAGUACACGGAGGGCAUCAGCCAGCGCAUGCGAAUCCCGGAGACCCUCAAGGUGACCUCGGAAAACCAAACAGGUUCUCUGCCACCGCAGGAAAUCCUGCACACUCAUUCAGCUCUGAUGCAGGUUCCUGAAAGAAUUGUCGUAACAGCCGGUGAUGGGGAUUCACAGUUCUCUUGUCCCAGAGACUUAGACCUGAUUCAGUCCAUCCCUGCCAUGGAGCUCCUGGACAUGAAGGCACCACCGCGUGUCCUCACGCUGUCAGAACAGCCGCUGGACUCACUGGAAACUCAGCAAAUGAGCAAGAGCAACCCCAGCAGUCACUUGGCUCAUUCACGAUCACGAAGGGAACGCAGUUCCAGUGAAUUCAUAUCUGGUCGCCAUAGCAGUCAGAUUAUCAGAGGUGAUGUAAGUGUAACACCCUCGCCUUCUGCCCCGGCAGUCUGCAUGUGCCCUCCUCUAUGUUCACCCGAGGAUGCAAACAUCAACUUGUUCACAGCGGCCGGCUUCAUGACUUACAUCCAGUCCACCACACGCCGGGCCUACCAACAGGUCCUUGAAUUCCUGGAUGACAGCCACCGCCGGACACACCUCGACCUUGCCUUGGAAAUGAAUCCAGACGAGUCCGGUUUGGUGGACGCCUCCUCGUUACGCCGACAGAUUGUGAAACUUAACCGCCGUCUGCAAAUGCUGGAGGAAGAAAAUAAGGAACGCUCAAAGCGAGAGGUGCUCCUGUAUUCUGCGACCGUCGCGUUCUGGCUUAUCAACACCUGGGUUUGGUUCCGCCGCUAAAUUAAAAUGAGAGGACCCCCCCCCCCCCAAAACACACAGAGCCAAAGCAUUGUCUUGUUACUGACAACAUUGGGGUUCGCUUUUAAAAUCCAAAGGCAACCAUUGGAAUCAACUGAAUUCCCUCCCACGCUUCUAUGGGAAAUGAUUGAAAUUCAGAUUUCAAAAUGUACAUACUGCAUCCUGUACAAACACCUGUGCUGCUUUUCCUUUGGGUUUUCUAGUUAAUAUUGUUUUUCAAGGGUGGAAAGAGUGGUUAUGUUGCAUAUACCCAAGUAGAAAUAUUUGGAUCUCUUUUGCCCAGCGAUACCUAUUAGCAGUAGAAUUAUUGUACAUGAGAUAUUUUUUCUUUGCGAGUCGUUUACACUGUUCAGUCAAAUACUGGAUUUCACGGCUGUCUAUUUCUUUUUAAUCUAAUCAUGACCAUAAAUUGUAAACAAAAUGAGAUUUUACUUUGGCAAGAAAUGCUUUGGGAACCCGGUCCAGGGGUGGAGCUACAAUAAAUAAAUAAAUACUCGCAAGUGUCAAAAUGUAAAGGGGAAAAAAUAAUAAAAUAAGGAUGCCAUAAGAGUCAUGCUGAAUGUUCGUUGUGUUUUAACAAUAACAAACAUCUAUGUACAUUGUACAGUAAAGAAAUAGUGUGUUGUUAAAGUACUGCUGGUGUUUUUUUUUCCUCUUAUUUUUUUCCCUUUUAACUUUUUGGUAAUUACAUGACUUGUUCGUGGGUGUGAUGUUAAAUAUUCUCUUCAGAGGUUUGAGACACCUUGAAUUGUUGGAACUUGCUUUCCAAACAUUGACCUUGUAUUUUCCCCAUUUUUUUUCUCUUUACAGUCGUCAUAGAGCUGUAGCUUCUGGAAGAGUGAUCUAGAGAUGUUUUUGUAAAGUGUGGAUGUAAAAUAUUUAAGCCUAUAUUUAUUGUUGCAGAUCCAUUAAUAUAGAUUGCGUAUAUAUAUAAAAUGAUGUCCUCAAACUAUAUGUCCAACAUGUUUAUUUUUGUAAAAUCCCAAUACAUUUGUUGUUGGUAAAUAGUUGUCGCUUUGAUAAAUGGCUGUAAUUACCA